This is a messenger RNA of Thalassophryne amazonica, 840 nucleotides long. Its product is annotated as general transcription factor II-I repeat domain-containing protein 2-like. The transcript is spliced from 2 exons. NCBI's taxonomy places the organism in Eukaryota, Metazoa, Chordata, Actinopteri, Batrachoidiformes, Batrachoididae. The coding region runs from base 168 to 593 and encodes 141 amino acids. The record is from RefSeq and is a predicted model, not a curated record.
GGAGAAGAGCGGACACAGCGAGCUGCACAGUUAAAGAAAGAGCUGUCAUCUCAACAAAAAGGAAAUUGAUGCAUCAUAUGGAGAUGUGCUGUACUUCACAGAGGUACGGUGGCUCAGCAGGGGAAAUGUCCUGAAGAGGUUUUUUUGAGCUGAGAACAGAAGUGAAGAUGUUCAUGGAGGAGGGCAGGCUGGACCUUCCUGAGCUUGAUGAUCCCAAGUGGCUGAUGGACCUGGCUUUCCUAGUUGACAUCACAGAGGAACUGAACACACUCAACCUGAAGUUGCAGGGCCCAGGCCAGCUUGUCACUGCAGCUUUUGAAAAUGUCAGAGCUUUCAUGACAAAACUGAUGUUAUGGAAAGCUCAGAUCUCUGAGAAAAAACUCUUCCACUUCCCAGCAUGCAGCUCUCUUGUGGAGGAGGGCAAAGCAUUCAGUGGUGAAAAAUAUGUUGCUGCCAUUGAGACGUUACAGCAGGAAUUUGACCAGCGGUUUGCAGACUUCAAGACACACAGUGCCACAUUCCAAAUGUUUGCUGACCCCUUCUCCUUUGAUGUGCAGAAUGCUCCUAGUGUGCUUACAAAUGGAGCUCACUGACAUGCAGUGCAAUUCUCAACUCAAAGCCAAGUUCAGAGAGACCAAUGGAAAAGCAGAAAUGCUUGGAAAAUUUCUCAGAGAAAUACCCCCAUCUUUCCCAGAGCUUUCCAGGAUAUUCAAGAGGACCAUGUGUCUUUUUGGAAGCACAUAUCUCUGUGAAAAACUAUUCUCCACCAUGAACUUUAAUAAAUCAAAGUAUAGAUCCAGACUCAGCGAUGACCAUCUUAAAGCCAUACUGAGGGUUUCA